Messenger RNA from Salmo salar (Atlantic salmon), 4761 nucleotides. The record is from RefSeq and is a predicted model, not a curated record. NCBI's taxonomy places the organism in Eukaryota, Metazoa, Chordata, Actinopteri, Salmoniformes, Salmonidae.
GAGAGAGAGGGAGACGAGGGGGAAUGAGAGAGAGUGUGUGAAAGAAAGAGAUAGAGAGGAGAGAGAGAGAAGCUGAUUGCUUCUUCUACUGACAAACACAACACACAACACACACACUCUGAGAGGACUCCCAACACAACACACUUUGCUGGAUCCUGGAGCGUGGAGCUUAGCAUUGGUGUAUCGGAGUGUGUGUGUACUGUGGUACCGCUGUGUGUGUGAGGGUGAGAGAAGAGUGUCUUUCUAAGGAUACCCUGAUGAAAAACGGAGCCGGGUUUUUCAGGCAGAGCCCCCUGUGUGAUCCUCCGCAUAUCUACCCUGGGGGACCCACCGCGCACCGCAGCCGCCUGUCAUCUCCACGACAACUAGAAUGGGCUGCAAUUUGUGCACUUUACAGAAACGGGAGGAACACUACAAGCUGCUGUAUGAGAUUGCACAGGUGAAUGGCAGGGACUACUCCAAGGCCAGCCAUGACGAGGUGGUGGAGGUCAUCAGGAGAGACCCCAUCGUGGUGCAGGUCGUCCGUCACCAUGGCAACCCCGCCCACUCACACCAAACACUACAGGAAGUUCACGUGGUGGACGUGUGCACGCAGACGGACAUCACUUUCGAACACAUCAUGGCCCUGGCUAAGCUGAGGCCUGCUACUCCACCUGUACCUGACAUCUGCCCCUUUCUGCUGUCAGACAGCUGUCACUCCAUCCACACAAUGGAGCAUGAAUUCUACGAGUGUCCAGAGUACCUCUCCAACACCCCAGCUGAAGUGGACAGGCCAGAGGAGUUUGAGUAUGAGCAGGUAGAGCUCUGUCGGCUCAACAGUCAGGAGAAGUUGGGUCUGACGCUGUGCUAUCGGACUGACGAUGAAGAGGAUACAGCUAUCUACGUCAGCCACGUUGGACCCAACAGCAUCGCUGCCAGGGACGGCCGCAUAAUGGAAGGAGAUCGAAUAUUACAGAUCAAUGGCUGUAACGUACAGGACCGGCAGGAAGCUUUCACUCUCCUGUCCAAUGAGGAGUCCAGGAGUAUCGUUCUCCUGGUGACCAGACCAGAGGAGGCAUGGCUGGAUGAGGAGCACAAUGAACUCCUGGAGGAGCUGAAGAUGGAGAUCCUAGAGGAGAGGAGGAACGAGGAGGCGCAGAAGACAGGAGGAGGAGAGGAGCAGGCCAAGCAGCUGGAGGAGGAUGAUGUCAUGACAGACACGGCCACGUGUUCCUCCAAUACUCAGGACAAAGACAGCGGCAUGGGGCGCAACGAGGAGAGCUCCGAACAGGAAGUCCUCCUAGCCCGUGUCCACCGGAGGCCUGCCCAGGGCUUGAGAGACCGAUGGAGGGCCAAGCAUGGCCAGGGGCUGGGCAGGAGGGUGGUGGUGCCCUCGGACACCCAGGGACCCAGGGGUCUGAUCCAAGCCCAAGAGGGUGAGGGCGGAGUGGGGUUAGGACUGGAGUGUGACAGCCACUUCCAGCAGCUCCUGGAGCUCAAGUGCCAGAUCCGUAACAGCGGGGAGUGUGGUGUGUACUAUAGCAGGAGAAGCACCAUCGAGUGCAGCCUGACGGAGCAGAGCGGGGUGGGGGUCAGUGGUAGUGGAGGGAUGGAACAGGAGCUGAGGAUGUUGAACGAGGAGCUGAGGAGUAUUGAGCUGGAGUGUCAGAACAUCAUGCAGGCCCACCAGCUCCGCAAGAACCAGAGGGAUCCCCCCUGCACCCCUAUGUGCUCCCCAGGACGAAGCCCCAAACAUGGGCGUGAGCAGCAUGCCAAGCUGGCCGAUAUCAACGAGCAUCCAGGGGAGAGGCAGUGGGACAGCGACAAGCUAAGGGGGGACAAGGACAGCUCCAGUGCCUAUAACACGGCUGAGAGUGCCAGGUCCACUCCUCUAGGCAUGGAGAGAUCCCCGGACCACUCUCUACAGAGACGCAUCAGCCUCACCAACCAGAAGAACCUCCGGAGCACCAUGGCAGCCUCCAGCCAGUCCAUCUCCAAACCCAUCCCAGACAGAGAGCUCCUGAGUGAGACCUCGACCGGGACCCCCUCGCACAGCCGACAGGAUCCCAACCCCAGCCCUGGAACCACGGUCAUCUCCAGCAGCCCCGACCAGUCCAACCCUUCCCCCUCUGAGUCAGACCCGGCCCUGCCUGCAGACGACGAGCGCUGCGACCGCACCAGGAGCCACCGGGGGCCACGCAGGGUCCCUCCCUACCCGUCCCCUUACCACACAGCCCCCCAGCAGGGGCAGGGUGCCUCUCCAGCCCACGCCAGACACCUUCAGAGCUACAUGCAGCAGCUCCUCCAGCAGUCCUCCAGUCUGGAGACUUACUCCCAGUCCCAGCUCAGCCUCCUCAGCGUCUGCCGGGACCGCUCCGCCCGCCCGGGGGAACCACGCCUCGAGUGGAAGGUCAAAGUUCGAGCCGACGGGACGAAGUAUGUAGCCCGGCGACCAGCGAGGGACCGGAUUCUACGAGAACGGGCGCUGAGGAUCAGGGAGGAGCGUAGUGGAGGGAUGACCACGGACGACGACGCUAUGUCAGAGAUGAAGAUGGGGCGGUACUGGAGUAAAGAGGAGAGGAAGCAGCAGCUGGCCAGAGCCAGGGAGCAGAGGAGGAGGAGGGAGUACAUGCAGAGGAGCCGGCUAGAGUGUCUUAGAGAGGGCCCUGGGAGCGGGGCCGAGGGCCGUAAAGAGGUCAACAUCCUGGAACUCAGCCACAAGAAGAUGAUGAAGAAACGCAACAAGAAGAUCCUGGAUAACUGGAUGACCAUCCAGGAACUAAUGAGUCACGGGGCCAGAGCACCUGAGGACCAGGGGACUAAACCAGUACACAAUGCCUUCCUGUCUGUUACUACAGUAUAGGACCACAGCUCCGGGUAGAAGUUACCCUGUACACACAGAUCUAGGAUCAUUUAAAACUACCCGGGUCGGGCGUUAACCAUUUGGACGAUAAUGCACAACUGACCUCAGAGCAGUGUCUAGGGACAACCUUGCCCCAUCUCUCUCUCUCUCAUCGCGUCCAUGCGGUAUGACCUUACUUGCCUCGUUCAAUGUGGCAUUUUUUAUAAUGGGGAAAAUCCUAUAUUUUUCACAGUUUGUAAACUCAAUAACGUUUUGUAAAAUGUUUUUUUUUACACUGGUUGUCGAUGUACUGUGAUAUGUUUUCUGCAGUUGCUCAUUUAUGCUGUCAUCAAACAUGUUUCUAUCAUAAUCAGAAUUCUCUGUAAACCACAUCAUCAUGGAAGUCAAAGACAUCGUUGCACGUUAUCAUGUUUGCAUUGUUUAUCCAGCAUGGCAGUGAUUAACUGUAGUGGUCAGAAAUGUACCGUACACCUGAGAACAGAAACUUGACUCUUGUGCAGAAUCUUCCUUGUCUUUUACUGAGGAUCGACCAUAUAACUGCACAAGCCUCUCAGACCCAUUCAAUAUGCCAAGCUGGACACCACUACAUCUCUGAAGGACCUUUCAUCAUUUCUGAAAAUGUCAACUCAGAGUUCUCUUGGAAAAUUCAAAAGUCCUGAGAAUGUCAAUAAUUCAGUGGUGUCUCAGAGGCUUUCAGUUUCUCAGUUUAAAGCAAUCUUGAAGGAAAGGUUCACUAGUCAACAGUUUUGCCCCAACAUCUCACUGCAAAAGUGAUCUCAAUGUUUCUCAUCAAUGGUAAAUUAGUAUCACUAAUGAAAAAAGUUAAUUGCUUACUGAUUAAAUAAUUAAUUGAAGUGAUUUGAUUGCUCCAUGAAUACAUUAAAUGUAAUUUAUAAAUACAAAACAUAUUUAUUAUUUUUUAUUGCUUAUUUUCAAUUAUUGUACAUUUAUUAGUCUAUUCUGCAUAUUUUCGGACCUGUCUGAAGAUCUCUUUGUAUUGUCAAAAAUAACACAUGUUAUUGUCUCUAAGGUAUUAUACUUCACCUAACAGUCAUUUCUAGCAUUUGAUGGUGCUUCAAACGGGUGCUUUUCAUUGUACACUGUUCUUCUAUCUUUGCUCAGUGUUUAUCGUCUUAUUUCAAGUAAUCGGUAGUUGGUAACUUCAUAGGCAGGUCAAUGUGUGCUACUUGUGAUAUUUGCAAAGGAAAUGUUAAUAAAUUAUUGUUUAUCUUUAUGAAACAAAUGAUUGUAUUGUGGUUGGUUGGAUGUAUUUCCUGGUUACACGUCAUAAUAUUCCAAUCAGCAUAGUCCCAUAUCUCAUUCAGCAUCUACUUGAUCCAUAACGUUGCUAUGAGAGGUCUAUCAGCCAUUUUGGGGAAAACUCCACCAGCUAUAGUUAUCAAGCCCUGAUGCGCAUACCACACCAGCUGCAAAUGCCUCUGGCUAUCAAAAGCACUGGCAUGUAUCCCGUUCUCGUCACGUUUCAAACAUGUCAGAGUAAUAUCAUGACCCUAGAAUCUCUGCUCAGUGUCACUGUUACACCAGGAAGCUGUUUCAUUAUGCAGUUGAAACACAGCAGCUGCGUCUCACAUCACCUGAAAGAUAAGCACACAUACAUCAUAUGGAAGAAUAGAAGGCAUUGAGAAUCAGUGCUGGUGGUGUGUGUUUGGUUUUCAGUAACUCACGAGGAAAAUAUUAUGGCUUUCACGAUCAGGAUGCCAGGAAGUAACCUCUUUUGUAUGCUUCUUGUAUUCAUGUAGGUAAAAAAUUCAAGUCAAUCAUUUGUUAUAAGUGAGUUACACUGUAUAUGAAACAUACUGCACAUGGAUAUAAAUACACAUUUAGAGAGUAAACACCAAGACUUUCUGACACAAUCUACAGCAUUAUAGAUGAAUGACUACUCAUAAGUCACAGUCAAG